AAUCAAAAAUAUCUGUUGUUUUUCGAACACAGAAAUAAAACUUCUUGUGUGUAACUUGUUUUCGGAAACCUAUAGAGGCACUUCCGGACAUUCCAGGUGCAUAUCUGUAAAUCGUUGUCCUUUUCCGAGAUAUUCUUAUGUCCUUGACUAGCGGCUGAUUUUUCGUGACGGGUUACAAACCCUUUGAAUGAGUUCAAGAAAUCAGUAAUCGUACUCACUAUUGGUUCAUUAUCUAGCAAAUGCCAGAUAACUACCCAAGAGUGCCACGUGGGGGCUGUGCGGCAACUUGGAUUGACACGACAAGGAUCGCGCUGGCAUUUUUUAUGUUAGAUGCAAUCAGAUAUGUUUUCUUCUAUACUGGCUUGCAGGGGCUCGACUACCCUGAACUACUCGACUAGAAAAAUUAUAAAAGAAAAUUAUGUUUUACAAUUUCGAACUUCUUAUAUUAAAAAAAACAAUUUUUUUUUUUAGUCAGUUCAUUUCAGAAAUGAUGGGCGAAAUGUUUAUUUAUCACGAAAUGCCAGAACAACCAAAAGAAAAUUUUUUUAAAGGUUUAUUUGGAGGAGGAGCAAAAAGUUUAGACAGAGAGGAAUUAUUUGGUGAACAAAGCGGAAAAGCGAAUAGAUCGGUUGCUAAACAUAUACCGGGAAUUAAUGCGGAUCAGCUUGGUCAAAGAGCUUCUACAGCAGCUUCUGAAAUAAGUAGAGCCCAUCAGUUAGCUAUGGAGAGAGGCGAGAAAUUAAACAUGCUUGAAGAAAGAGCUGAACGAAUGGCUAAUCAAGCUCAAGAUUUUAGUGGAACAGCACACCAAUUAAUGCUUAAAUAUAAAGAUAAAAAGUGGUAUCAAUUGUAAAUUAUCCAUUUUGAAGAUAGCACUACCACAGUUAUUGUAAUAUUGCUUUUAUAACAAUUUCUACUAUAUUGAAAUACACUUAUUUAAUUUCUGUUUUCAACUUCGGAUGUUAUUUAUAAAA
This is a messenger RNA of Teleopsis dalmanni, 974 nucleotides long. Its product is annotated as syntaxin-binding protein 5-like. The transcript has 2 exons. The record is from RefSeq and is a predicted model, not a curated record. Gene Ontology annotation, biological process: regulation of exocytosis; regulation of protein secretion. Bases 419 to 853 code for a protein of 144 amino acids. Lineage: Eukaryota; Metazoa; Arthropoda; Insecta; Diptera; Diopsidae. Gene Ontology annotation, molecular function: GTPase activator activity; myosin II binding; syntaxin binding. Gene Ontology annotation, cellular component: plasma membrane; SNARE complex; cytoplasm.